AUGCAGCAGAAAUACGAGUUCGUCAGUCAAAUAGACUUUAGCGUCGCGUCCGGCACGAUCCUACACUGUCCGGACGUCGCCCAUUCCUCCACGACGAAGGGCGCGAGACUAGGAGAAAUCACUAAUUCAGGCAUCGCAAGUCACCGAGAUAAUAUUUGGCACAUACUCGAUAAUCAGGGAGGUCCUGCAAGCGCGCUUACAUUUUCCAUCCCCCUUGGUCCACCCCAUACUCACAUCAUCCACACGCCUCCCCCCCCAAAGCCAUGGGAAAAAUCGGCGCCGGAGGACCGGAAUAUGGGUGGAAUAUGCACGGUGAGGAGGGAACGGAAAUUUUACUCGGCGACAAGCCAAGACGCUCCUCCGCGCCCCACUUGCACCAUGCUUCUCACCCACCGACGCGUCGACCAGGCUUUUCCCAACACACCUCCUCAGACAGGGCGAGAAUACAUAGAUACCCUCUUCUGCACAGCGAAGAAACGACCACAGGAGCCGGAAUAUCAACCCAGAAAGGCCGUCGCUCUCCCCACUCACAACAUCAACGAGCUUUUUCUUUCUUCCCAGCCAACCCCCCCAAAGCCAAGUGAGGUGGAGAAAGGAAGCGUCGGAGGACCAGGGAGGCCGAAUAGGUCGGGAUCCCUAACUGAGAUAAAUUCUGAGGCCAAGCCGUUCACGCCUCCCAUAAAUCGGAGUGGGGUGGGAACACAGAAGUACCCUGCUCUGCUCAGCGGGGAAGCGAUGACCGGUGGAGGGUUGAGCGAUAUGGAUUCCUCAAAGACAGAAGGAGCAAGACUACGAGACGUCGCGUCAGAAUCGUAG
Molecule: messenger RNA, 816 nt
Organism: Desarmillaria tabescens
Lineage: Eukaryota; Fungi; Basidiomycota; Agaricomycetes; Agaricales; Physalacriaceae
Exons: 4
Coding region: 1-816 (271 amino acids)
Source: RefSeq, a predicted model, not a curated record